UUUGAUUCAAAAGAUCAAUACCCUCUUAGCAAAAGUGAAUUAGCAUCUUUUUUUAAAGAGUGUAUAAAGCUAGAUUCUUUUGAGCCCAAUGGAACCACAACCAGUUCAUGAAAGCUCUGCCAACAAAACUAGCCUACUGCACAAACAAAGCACACACCAAAAGGGUUUCUUUCAUGCAUUCCUUUGCUCUCCGCUGCUAUGGCUUGGAAUGCUAGCGAAGGAGAUGCACUGGAGCUUCGUCUACGGCGUCGUCGCCGUGAACGGAGUCAGCCAAGGCCUCGGCGGUGCCGUCGCGCGGGUGGCGACGGAUUACUACUGGAAGGAUGUUCAGAGGGUGGAGCCUUCUGAGGCUCAGGUGUAUCAGGGGAUCACUUCCCUUCCUUGGAUUGUAAAGCCAUUGUGGGGACUGCUUACUGAUGUUCUCCCCGUGGGCGGAUACAGGAGAAGGCCUUAUUUCAUCCUUGCAGGUUUCUUGGGAGGUGUCUCUAUGCUCAUCCUGUGGCUGCAAAAGGAUCUCUGCCCCCUUCUCGCAUUGCUGCUAAUGACGGUAGGAAGUGCCGGGGUGGCGAUCGCCGACGUAACCAUCGACGCUUGCGUUGCAGAAAACAGCGCGAACCAUCCAUUGCUCGCCUCCGACAUGCAAAGCCUCUGCGGAUUAAGUUCAUCCGUCGGAGGUCUUCUGGGCUUUGCUAUUAGUGGCCAACUCAUGAAUGCACUAGGUUCAAAGGGUGUUCUUGGCUUGCUAAGCAUACCGGCUUCACUAGUUGUUUCAGUUGGAAUGGUGCUUAAAGAGCCUCAGGUGCCAGUCUCAACACAGAAACAGAUAUGUGAAAAGUUGGUUGAAGCAAAAGACACAAUGUGGGAAACCAUGAAAUGCUCAGAUGUUUGGAGGCCUUGUGUGUUUAUGUUCACAUCACUUGCAGUGAGCAUAAACAUCCAGGAAGGAAUGUUCUACUGGUAUACGGAUACUGAAUCUGGACCUUCCUUCUCUCAGGGGACCAUCAGUUUCAUCUACUCCGUCGGCUCCGCGGGCUCGCUACUGGGCGUGACGCUGUACCAAACAUUCCUGAAGCGCUGCCCGUUCCGCUCGCUCCUCUUCUGGACCCAGCUCCUCUCCAGCCUCGCGGGGUUCCUCGACCUCGCCCUCCUCCUCCGCCUCAACCGCCGCCUGCGUAUGCCCGACCCCCUGUUCGCCGUGGCCGACGAGGGCGUCUCGCAGCUGAUCGGGCGCGUGCGGUGGAUGCCGCUCCUCGUGCUCAGCGCCCGGCUCUGCCCGGGCGGCGUCGAGGGCGCCUUCUUCGCCCUGCUCAUGGCCGUCGACCACGCCGCGAUGCUCGUGUCCUCGUGGGGCGGCGGCGCCCUGCUGCGGCUCCUGAGCGUCUCGCGGUCCGAGUUCGGCAACCUGUGGGUCGCCGUCGUCGUCCGGAAUGUGCUGCGGCUGCUCCCCCUCGGCUUGCUGUUCCUCAUCCCGGAGACGGAUUUGGGUGCUUCUGCAACAGCAGGCGGCGGAGGUGAAAGCCGAGAAGGGGUGGAGGAGGGAGGAGGUGAGAUUGAAAGGUUGUUAGUUGGCGGGAAAGUUUGAAUUAUAGUUGGCAAUGUUGUAUUCUGCACUAUUUUUAAAAAAUAGCCAACAACGUU
This is a messenger RNA of Ananas comosus (pineapple), 1638 nucleotides long. Its product is annotated as probable folate-biopterin transporter 2. The record is from RefSeq and is a predicted model, not a curated record. The coding region runs from base 89 to 1582 and encodes 497 amino acids. The transcript has 5 exons. Lineage: Eukaryota; Viridiplantae; Streptophyta; Magnoliopsida; Poales; Bromeliaceae.